GCUCGGGGGCCCGGGGCUGCCGGCAUCGCCCGGCGGCAGCUCCGCGGGGCCCGGCCCGAGGGGGCGGGAGCCCCCCGGCCCCCGUGCCAAUGGCUGCGGGGGGAUGGCUCUGCCUGGACGUUCCCGCUCCCUUACAGGAUGGAAAUUCCGGGCCUCCCCGGGGAGGGAGCUCGGGCUCCGCGCUCUGAAAGGCUCAUUUAUCCCCGCGCUGCCGCGCAGAGCGGCGGACAGGGGCCCCUGCGCCGCCGCCUCCCCCUGCCCGGCGCAUCCCGCGCCCCCCGCCCGCACCAUGCGCCGCGCCCCGCCGCUGCUGUUGCUGCUGCUGCUGGCGCUGCUGCUGCCGGCGGCCCCGCCGGCCGGCGGCUCCGAGAGCCCCAAGGGGAAGCAGAAGGCGCUCCGGCAGCGGGAGGUGCUGGACGUGUACAACGGCAUGUGCUUGCAAGGCCCCAGUGGCGUUCCUGGUCGGGAUGGGAACCCGGGAGCCAACGGGAUCCCCGGGACGCCUGGGAUCCCGGGACGGGACGGGCUGAAGGGGGAGAAGGGCGAGUGCAUGCGCGAGAGCAUCGAGGAGUCCUGGACGCCCAACUUCAAGCAGUGUUCGUGGAGUGCGCUUAAUUACGGCAUCGAUCUUGGGAAGAUAGCGGAAUGUACGUUUACAAAGAUGCGCUCGAACAGUGCUCUCCGCGUCCUCUUCAGCGGAUCGCUUCGGCUGAAAUGCAAAACUGCCUGUUGUCAGCGCUGGUACUUCACUUUUAAUGGAGCAGAAUGUGCUGGGCCACUUCCUAUUGAAGCCAUAAUAUAUUUAGAUCAAGGAAGCCCAGAGCUGAAUUCUACUAUUAAUAUACACCGAACUUCUUCAGUGGAAGGUCUGUGUGAAGGGAUCAAUGCCGGCUUGGUGGAUAUUGCCAUCUGGGUUGGGACUUGCUCAGAUUAUCCACGGGGAGAUGCUUCUACUGGAUGGAAUUCAGUCUCCCGAAUCAUCAUUGAAGAACUGCCAAAAUAACUUCAUCUCCCUUUCUAUAAUCACUCCCUUUUAAAAAAAACUUUGUACAAUUUUCUUCAGAAGUUAUUUCUAUAGAGCUGGAUGCAAGUAUUUGACUGAAAGGCACCAAACUCUUGCAUCUGUAGUCUUUGUCUAGCCUUUUUUUGUACAUUGCAGAGGCUUUUUGUAAUGAUCAUUUUAGAAUAUGAAACACAAGUUCAUUAACUUUUUUAAUUCCUUGUUUGAUGUAUGAAAAUAUACCACCACCAUUUUAAGACUUAACUGUUAACUUUUUGUAUCAAAUAAAUAAGACCUUUUACAAAAAAAAAAUCCAGGCUAUUUUAUUGAUCAUCAAAUUGUUUAAGGUAUUUUACACGGUGUUAUGAUACAGUUUUUUUAAAAAUACUUCAUAGAAAGUUCUAAGACAGUAAACUCAGGUCUUGCCUUUAGAAAACAUACAUAACAGCUACUCCUGUAAACCUGACUACAGAAUAGGAUGCUCUGCUGUUAGUCUUAAGUAUCUCCACAAACUCCCGGUGACUUAACUGUGACCUAGAUGAUGUGCAAGUGUGAAACACCUCAUAAAAAUAGACUAUCUAAGCUCUCCUUCCUCUUUUUGCUCCUUGACAGACUGGAUGUCAGUAUAAACAUUUGGUCUCCACUAUUAGCACACAGAAAAUAAAUAAUUUUACAGUUACACAACUUCAUUGCUCCAGUAAAAUGAUUGUCGUGGAUUUAGCCUUUCAGAUAUAUACCAUCACUUUGGUGUUAAUUAAAAGCUAGCUAUAUUAAAUAGUUUGGAAGGUAUAGAAAUAAGGCAGGUUGAAAUGCCUUGGUGUUCAAAAAGUGUUCAGGUAAAGUGAAAGAAUGUCACAGCUCUUUGACUGCAGCCUCCAGACUGGACAAGUGACAACAGUGGCCGUGCCAGCACAGCACUAACUUCAGCCUUCUAAGUAUUUUCUCCCAAAUGCAACAAAUUAUAAAUAUUUUUUAAAAUUGUACAGAUUCUAAAAGGAAACAAUAGUCAUGUUUUUAUUACAAAAUCGAUUUUACAUUAAUGAAAUAAAAACAACAAACAAGAAAAAGCAUGUACAACAUGCAGAAAUCUACACUCUUCUCAUAAAUUAAAAGGAAAAAAAUUACAUCUCAGAUAAGACAUUUAUUUCAGCCAUUUAGUAUUAAAUAUCAGCUUUUAUUCUGAACAAGUUAUAAGAUUUCAGGCUUUCCCUGCUGCAAGCUUAUGUGUGAUAUUGCUGCAAGCCAGCAAGUUAUACAGCUGGUGUUUUGCCUCUGAAGAACUGUACUGUUUUUAUUGGCUUGGACGAUGGGUUUUAAGGUAUCUGAACACAAACAAGUUACUAUGAGCUAAGCUAUGGUGUGACUUUACAGAAUGUCAGUUAACAUACAGUGACUGUGUGCAUGCUUGCAGCCUCUUUUGCAUCUAUCUUGGAGCACGAGUAGCCUGUUCUGGGCCUAGAGCACACUAAUCCAGGGUAGUAAGUGCACAGCUUUUAUUCCUUUCUUAUGAUUUAUUGAUAUGUCUUCACAAUAUUUUUUGGACCAUGGGUGGCAAGAGUUAACUCAGUGUUCCAUUACAUUCAUGUUGUGUACUAGAAAACACACAAAACCAAGUAAACACCCUCCAAAGGCAGAAGAAUUUAGUAGCUGUUGGGGACCUGUACAGUAAUUUGCAUGGUAAACUUCAGCAAAUUUGAUUGUCAGCUAAAUACCCAUGGAAGCUUCCAUAACAAAAACCAAAGCCAGCCAGAACGGCCACAUGCCCUUUUCAGAUGAGAUUACCAACUCUAUCCACAUAGGAGAUGGGAUCGUGGAGGAGAAAGUGUAAAUUAUUAAUAAAGAAUAUACAAAAUGUAGUAUGCGGCAAUAGUAUCAACAUAAACAAGCAAGUGGAUUGCUGAAUUAAGAUUCAAAAUAUUGAGCAGUUUCUUCAGUCUUCCAGAUUUUAAUGUAAAACUGAAAUCAAUUUGCUGAUCUGUUAACAUUUUAUUUAAAAAGCCUUAUUUCUGCUUUAGGUUAGCCUUCUGUUAAACAGGAAGCUUCUCUAAGUGAUUAUUCAGGUGUUUUGCUGGAUACUAUUCUCUGCUCCUUAUGAAACUGAUUAUUUCCCCCUAGCUGUUGAAUGCUUGCUAAUUUAUGUCCUCCUUAGUUACGUGAUACUUUCUAGAUAUUUAAUACCUUCCUACUAAAAACAGAAGGCGGAUGUUAUGGCCAGUAAUGUAUUUUCUUAAAGAAGAACUAAACAAACCCAGACCUCCAAAAAGUACAUGUCCUUGACUGCAAUUAUUGGUAUGCAAACGAACAAAUUUACUGAGGUGUACUGUAAUUUAGUUUAUCGCUAUGUUAGCAAUCAAUAUAUUCCUACAGCCCUUUCCUCGAAUCAAAUGAAAAGACAUUCAUGGAUUUUUUUUUAAUAAAGUCCUGUGCACAAUA
Messenger RNA from Columba livia (rock pigeon), 3433 nucleotides. RefSeq names its product collagen triple helix repeat containing 1 (gene CTHRC1). The coding region runs from base 104 to 1003 and encodes 299 amino acids. NCBI's taxonomy places the organism in Eukaryota, Metazoa, Chordata, Aves, Columbiformes, Columbidae. The record is from RefSeq and is a predicted model, not a curated record. The transcript has 4 exons.